Messenger RNA from Lotus japonicus, 1192 nucleotides. RefSeq names its product probable 3-hydroxyisobutyrate dehydrogenase, mitochondrial. The transcript has 10 exons. The record is from RefSeq and is a predicted model, not a curated record. Bases 79 to 1149 code for a protein of 356 amino acids. Lineage: Eukaryota; Viridiplantae; Streptophyta; Magnoliopsida; Fabales; Fabaceae. Gene Ontology annotation, biological process: L-valine catabolic process. Gene Ontology annotation, molecular function: 3-hydroxyisobutyrate dehydrogenase activity; NADP binding; NAD binding.
CAUGAUGAAAAAGGUGACAUGAUGAGCUUACAAAAACACAAAAGAUGAACUAAAAAAAGAAAGAGAGAAAGGAUAGCCAUGGCGAUUUGCAGGUUGAGAUCUCUGCUUUCUCUUGCCAAAUGCAAUUCUCAAACCUUCCAACUUCGUUCUUUCUCUUCUUCCCAGGCUCCCCCUCAUCACUUGCAGAAUGUUGGAUUCAUUGGUCUUGGAAACAUGGGAUCCCGAAUGGCGAAUAAUCUGAUGAAAGCUGGAUUCAGACUUACAGUUCAUGACCUAAACUCUGAUGUUCUCAAUAAGUUCUCUCAGAUGGGAGUUUCCACGAAGGAAACACCUUAUGAAGUUUCAGAAGCGAGCGAUGUUGUAAUUACAAUGUUACCUUCUUCUGCCCAUGUGAUUGAUGUUUACACUGGACCAAAUGGUUUGCUUCAUGGUGGAAAACUCCUAAGGCCAUGGUUAUUGAUAGAUGCAUCCACUAUUGAUCCACAAACAUCAAGAAACCUUUCUGCUACAAUAUCUAAUUAUAUUCUAAAAGAAAAGAAAGGUGAUUGGGAAAUACCUGUCAAGUUGGAUGCUCCUGUAUCUGGAAGUGUGAUUGCAGCAGAAGCUGGUACACUUACUUUUAUGGUAGGUGGCUCUGAGGAAGCAUAUCUUGCUGCAAAACCCUUAUUCUCUUCAAUGGGUAAAAGUACAAUAUAUUGUGGUGGAGCAGGAAGUGGUUCUGUAAGUUUCAUACUUAUAAUUUGGGCAGCAAAAAUCUGUAAUAAUUUGGCUUUGGCUGUUAGCAUGCUGGGAAUAUCAGAAGCCCUUGCUCUGGGCCAAUCUCUAGGUGUUUCUCCCAGCACCUUGACAAAGGUAUUUAACUGCUCCAGUGCUCGCUGUUGGAGUAGUGAUGCUUACAACCCGGUUCCUGGGCUGAUGGAAGGGGUGCCAUCUUCAAGGGAUUAUAAUGGAGGAUUUGCAUCCAAGCUUAUGGCUAAAGACUUAAACUUAGCAGUAGAAUCAGCUGAGCUGGCUGGAUGUAAAUACCCACUAACAUCGGAAGCACAAAAGAUAUACACAGAGCUAUGCAAUGGUGGCCAUGAAGCCAAAGACUUUUCAUGCGCAUUUCGUCAUUACUACUCAGGAACAGAUGAGAUUGUUGACCACUAAAUUAAAAUGUUGGUGCCAUAUAUAUGGUUACAAUCAUUGUAAA